This is a messenger RNA of Rotaria sordida, 2967 nucleotides long. The record is from the annotation of a GenBank genome assembly. Lineage: Eukaryota; Metazoa; Rotifera; Eurotatoria; Philodinida; Philodinidae.
AUGCUACGUAUUUAUAUAAUAUUCAUUAUAUUCUAUAUUUCAUUGACAUUAUCAAUACGUUUAAAAUAUCGUGAAUCAGUUAAAGAAAAUGUUAAUUUAUAUUAUACAAUAACAUCUCUGGAUAAAAUGCUUUCUGCUAAUUAUCAGCAAUCAAUUGAAUUUUUAAAUAUAAAUUCUCCAUAUACAACAUAUUUUCUUGUUGAUGGACAAAAACUACGUACGAGUCGUUUAAUUGAUCGUGAAGAAUUUUGUCGAAUUAAAUUAUGUGAAAAUUUCAUAUGUCAUCCAUGUGAAAUAUAUAUGGAUUUUGUUUUAAAAGAAAAUGGUCAACCACGUGAUAUUAUUUCAUUAAUAUUAACUAUUGAAGAUGUUAAUGAAUUUCGACCACAAUUUUUAGAUAAUUCAAGAAAUGAUCAAAUAAUUCACUUGAAUAUUAGUGAAGGCGUGCCUGUUGGACACAUGUUACCCAUUCUAAGUGCAACAGAUAACGAUGGUGAAGAUGAUGAACUUAUUUAUUGGAUUGAUAAAGUAAAAAAAAUUCCAUUCGAACUCGUUUCUUUUGGUUCUAAUCAAAUUGCUUUAAACGUUACUGAACCUUUAGAUCGUGAAAUACAAGAUUUUUAUGAACUUAAAUUAACAGCCAGUGAUCGAGAAAAUCUUACUACAACAAUAUCUAUUCAUAUUUCAAUUAGUGAUAUUAAUGAUAAUGUUCCAAUAUUUGAUCAAUCAAAUCCUUAUCUAAUAAAUAUAUCUGAAAGUAUACUUCCAUCUUUAACUAAACCUCUUCUUCGUAUUCAUGCAUUUGAUAAUGAUUCAAACGAAAAUAGUCAUAUAAUAUAUAAUUUUAGUUCACAAGCAUCCGAAUUAGUUCGUCAAACAUUUCAAUUAAAUAGUCAAACAGGAGAAUUAUUUCUUAUUCAAUCACUUGAUUAUGAACAAUAUAAAGAAUAUCGUAUUCCAAUAAAAGCACAAGAUUCAGGUCCAGUAUCUGUACCUGUUUAUACACUUAUUAUAAUAAAUAUUGAAGAUGAAAAUGAUAAUAAACCAACAGUUAAUAUUCGUAUAUCAGAAUAUUUUCAAUUUAUAAAUAAUACAUUAUAUAUAAGUGAAGAAACACUAUUAAAUACAUUAUUAAUGCAUAUAUUAGUACAAGAUUUAGAUUCAAAUUUAAAUGGUAAAGUUCAAUGUUGGAUUGAAUCAUUAGAUUAUUUAAAAUUUAAUAUAACAAAUACAAUAAAUAAUAUGUUUUCAAUUUAUACAUCACAAUUAUUUGAUCGUGAAAAACAAUCAAAUUAUUUAUUUCAUUUAAUAAUUGAAGAUUUUGGUUUAAAAAUUCAACAUAGAAUUAAAUAUGAUUUACAAUUAAUUAUAACAGAUAUAAAUGAUUGUUCACCUAUAUUUAAUCAAUCAUAUUAUAAUAUAACAAUUGAAGAAGAACAAGAAUAUAAACAAGCAAUUAUAAAAUUUCAAGCAUAUGAUUAUGAUUUAAAUGAAAAUAGUUAUAUAACUUAUGAAUUAAUAUCAAAUGAAUAUAAAAAAUUAUUUUAUUUAAAUAAACAAACAGGUGAAUUAUUUUUACAAGAAAAACUUGAUCGAGAAUUUAAAUCUAAUUAUAAUUUAACAAUACGUGCAUAUGAUCAUGGAAAAUAUCCAACACAAUUAUAUACUGAUAUAUUAUGUUAUAUAAAAAUUUUAGAUAAAAAUGAAUAUAAACCAGAAUUUGAAAAAGAUAUUUAUUUAUUUCAUAAUAUUGAUGAAACAAUUUUAAUUAAUACAUCUAUUGGUUUUAUUAAAGCAAAUGAUCGUGAUGAAAAUAUAAUUAUUUAUUCAAUAUCAUCAUUAAAUUUUAAAAUUGAUUCAUUAACAGGUGAAAUAUUUGUUAAUCAACAACUUGAUUAUGAUACAAAUGAAUCAUGUGAAAAUUUAUUUGUUAUAGCACAAAAUUCAGAUGGAUUAAAUUCAACUUGUCCAAUUGAAAUAUGUCUUCAACCAAUUAAUGAAUAUUCACCUGAAAUAGAUUUUCAAUCUCGUUUAAUUUAUAUUAAUAUUGAUAAUACAAGUUUCAUACAUAUAAAUGCAUUUGAUCGUGAUCGUUCACCAUUGAGUUUUAUUUCUUUUCAAUUUGAAAAAAUAUCAUUAAAAUGUAAUUUAACAUUUUUAUCUAAUGGAACAAUAUAUAUAAAUAAAGAUGAAUUUUGUAUUGGUAUUAUUGAUCUUUUUAUAUCGAUUAAUGAUAAUGAUCAAUAUCCAACAUCAAAAAUAACAAAUGAAACUAUACGUUUAGUUUUUUAUUCAAAUAUAAUAACACUUCAACAAAUACUUUUUUCAUCAAAUUAUAAAUUUGCUGUUGAAAUUAUAAUUAUUUCUAUGAUAUUAAUAUUAAUAUUAAUUAUUUUUUGUUUAAUUUUAAUUAUUGUAUAUAGACAACGUAAACAAAUAUUAUUAAAUAAAUCAACACAAUUAAAUAUUAUUAAAAAUCAAAUUGGUUUUACAGAGAAUCAUAGUUUACUUAAUGAUGGUGUUAUAGAUGUGACAAAUAUUACAUUACAACCAAAUACAAAUAGUGAUACAAGUUCGUCAUUUAAUGAUUCAUGUUAUGGUUCAUCAGAAAUGGAUGUAUAUCAUCAUUUAACAGGAAAUAAAUUACCUGGAAAAAUUCUUAUAUCAUCUGAUGAUAAAUAUAUUUAUCUAAGUAAAGAUCAAAAUAAUAUAAAUAAUGAUGAAAUAAAUUCAUCAUCAUCAUCAUCAUCAUCACCAUCACCAAAUGGUAAUAAUAAUACUAAUCUUAUAACAAGAUAUCAAUUAAAUAAACGUACAGGAACAAUACAACAAUAUCAUACACAAUUAAAAACAUCAAAACAAAAUUUAGAAUUUUUUCAAAAUAAUAAUGAAUAUAAAAAAAUACUUAGUUCAACAACAAAAUUUAAUUAUAGAAAUAUGACACCACUUAAUGAAUAUUAUCUUUAA